Messenger RNA from Paramecium pentaurelia, 1315 nucleotides. The record is from the annotation of a GenBank genome assembly. Lineage: Eukaryota; Ciliophora; Oligohymenophorea; Peniculida; Parameciidae.
AUGUUUGUUUUGAUUUUUAUCUUCAUCACAACCUUAUAUGCUUAAAUAUUUGUUGGAUAAAGUCUCUGUUCAACAUUAACAUCUACAAAUUGUGGAACUGAUGCACUUAAUGGUUAAGGAUGGUGUUAUUGGGAUAGGUAGAACGUGAGAAUAAUAAAUUAGUACUAUUGCUACUCCUGCCUGCUUAACUUUACCAUGUUAUCUUAUUGAUGAAGUAGCUGCUUGUAGAACAGGAGGAUCAUUAAUAACUGGUGGUGCAAAUACAGAUUGUGAUUCCUUAGAGACAUUUAGUUUAUAAUAUGAUAAUGUUUGUUGUGAUAAGAAUCUUGGAAAAUUGAAUUAUGCAUUUGUAAGAUUCACUAUGAAUUUUGAUGGAUAUGUUGAUUCAACUAAUGAUAUCACUCCUAUUCCUAUGGCAUCUUUAGAUAUUUCUUUAAGUGUCAAAGACAUGUUCAGAUUAUAUACCAUCAACCCUUGGCUGGCAGCAUAGGAAACAGUAGAGUCUGUUUUUCAAGACAAAUUAAUUGCUAUCUUAGAUAAAUACUUAGAGCCAAAUACACGAGAUGUUCUAAUUUCAGAACCAAAAUCUUAUCCCUUCUAUAUUGAACGAACAGUCUACUAAGCCUUAUAAUUACUUAGAGAUUGGACUGUUAUGCAUAAGUCUACUAUAGCCCUUAGAAAUGCUAUAUUACCUAAGAUUUGGAGUGUUGCUCUUGUUGCUUUAACUAGAAUGACAAAAUUUCAACCUAAUUAUUAUCAAUCCAACCAUUAUAUUAUCAACUUUGCCAUUAUUCCUUAUUUCAAGAACUCUCUCAAAAUACUAGGCUAAGCUCAUACUUUAACUAUUGAUUGGAAUGCUUUCGCUUACAAUAGUAAUGGUUUUGUGAUGGUUUAUUCUUAUCCUCCUGAACAAUUUGGAAUUAUUAAAGCUUAUACUGAUGUUAUUUGUAUUCGUCCAUUCUAAGGAGGCAGUGUAUUAUAUGUAGAUACUUAAGAUAAUUAUGAUGAUACUUUUUCUUAAAUUAAAUUUAUUUAUUAUUGGGCAGAUUCAAUUAUUAUAGACUAAACAAAGCUCAAAUUAUUUUAAAUUAGUGAUGAUACUUAAACCAUCACAGAUACAGGAUCAUCAUUUACUUGUAAUUAAUCUUCAAGAACAUGCACAACUAAUACUAAUUAUUCACCUAAUCCUGCACCUACAGAUGGUAAGGGAUAAAAUUAUUUUAUUGCUCAUGUAGAUUAUAAUUUAUUAUAAUCUGAUAAAAAAAGAGCAUAGUGUAUAUUAGCUUAUAAAACUUGGACAACAUCUUGUGCUUGA